Molecule: messenger RNA, 741 nt
Organism: Solanum lycopersicum (tomato)
Lineage: Eukaryota; Viridiplantae; Streptophyta; Magnoliopsida; Solanales; Solanaceae
Source: RefSeq, a predicted model, not a curated record
CUCCCCAAUUACUACUUCCCUUCAAUUCACUUGACUCUAUAAAUAGAAAAUGUCCUUCACUUGUAACCCUAACUCUCUCUAAUCUUCCCCUUUUGCCUAAAAAAUGGGUGUGAUGAUUGAAUAUGUAUUGAGCUGGUUUACGCCCACUGUUCUCUUCUGCGUGUUGAAUCUCGCCAUUGCUACUCUUCUCAUUACUUCCACCUUCAGAAAUACUAGUAAUGACAAGAAACAAGAGGCCAGUGAAGAUCAACUCCCUACAACUCCAUCUCUGCUACAGCGUGUGAGUCCCUCUUUGCUUCAGCGAGUCCGUUCUAUCAAUUUCUCUUUCUCUUCCCAAAAACCCACCCCACCAUUUCCAUCUCUCGAUGAACAACAAGUAGAAGAUUUGAAAUGUCACGUGACAAGAAGCAAAUCUGUCACGUGCGCUGAGGAGGAGAAAAAAGUAGGGAAUCAUCAUCGUCGUGGUGGUGGUGGAGGGAGGAAGUUGUUUAGGGAUGAGGAAGAAGAUGCAGUUGAUAAGAAAGCAGAUGAUUUUAUAAACAAGUUUCGGGAGGAAUUGAAGAUGCAAAGACUUCAAUCUAUGGAAAUGUUGAAUAGAGGAGUCUCCAUUUAAGACAUAUAUGAUAAUCAUUUCUUUUCUCUCUAAUUCAAAACUCAAAACAUGUCUGUCUCUUUAUUUAAUUGUAUUCUUUUACUAUUUUAAUUACUUAUGAUAAAAGUAAGUGGCAAUUUUUAUGUUUA